Gastrolobium bilobum is the source of this 771-nucleotide messenger RNA. RefSeq names its product bidirectional sugar transporter SWEET16-like. Gene Ontology annotation, molecular function: sugar transmembrane transporter activity. The record is from RefSeq and is a predicted model, not a curated record. Gene Ontology annotation, cellular component: membrane. Gene Ontology annotation, biological process: carbohydrate transport. NCBI's taxonomy places the organism in Eukaryota, Viridiplantae, Streptophyta, Magnoliopsida, Fabales, Fabaceae. The transcript is spliced from 6 exons. The coding region runs from base 1 to 771 and encodes 256 amino acids.
AUGGCAAGCUUGACCUUUGCUGUUGGCAUUAUUGGCAAUGUGUUAUCCCUCCUGGUUUUUGCCUCUCCCAUCAAGACGUUUUGUCAAGUGGUGAAGAAGAAAUCAACAGGGAAUUACAAGGGAGCUCCAUAUAUAACCACGUUCUUGUGCACAAGUUUGUGGACAUUCUAUGGAAUUCUAAAGCCAGACGGUUUACUUAUCGUCACGGUCAAUGGUGCUGGAUCUAUCUUUCAUUGUGUCUACAUACUUCUGUACCUCAUAUAUUCACCUCAAGAUUUGAAGCUUAAGACGGCACAGUUGGUGGCUGUAUUGGAUGUGGGUUUUCUCGGAACAGUCAUCUCAGUAACUCUUUUUGCUCUUCAUAGUAGAGUCCAGCUUACUUUUCUAGGAAUGCUAUGCUCCGGAUUAACUAUUAUCAUGUAUGCCUCGCCACUGUUAGCCAUGAAAACAGUGAUAAAGACGAAAAGCGUGGAAUACAUGCCGUUUCUGCUGUCAUUUUUCAUGUUUUGGAAUGCUGGCGUAUGGGCAUUGUACUCCCUGCUCGUCAAAGAUUUCUUCAUUGGAAUAGCAAAUUUGAUUGGGCUGAUAUUGGGCUCAGCCCAGCUCAUAGUUUAUGUGGUGUACAAGAAGUCAGAAUCUGCAAUAGAGCCAACAGUGCUGAAUCGCCAACACACGGUUCAAAAGGUCCCCAAGACGCUCUCUUUUGGGACAAACAAUUUACCCUCAACUUCUUGGACUACUAAGCCUGAGGAGGAUGAUAUUGACGUUUAA